AACAUGUUGUUCAUUCUUAUACUUAUUUCCUAAGCAUUUGCAGACUAAUUAAUAUUAUCAUAAAUUUUAUGGAGACAUGGUGCUCGUACUCCUCUUCAUUGUAAUUGGAAAUGCGAAGAAUUUGAGUAAUAAGGUAUGUUGAAUGGAUAUUUGACACCUACUGGAAUGAGACAACAUUAUGUUUUAGGAUAAUGGUUAAGAAGGAGAUAUGUUGAAGACUUAAAACUUUUAAGUUAGAAUUACAAUGAGGCAGAAAUUUAUAUAGAGAGCACAGAUGUAAAUAGAACAAUAAUGAGUGCAUUGAGCAAUCUUUAAGGCAUGUAUCCAUUAGGAACAGGUCCAAAAGUAAAUCCAAAUUUAAAUCAUUCAUAUUUGCUUCCUCCUAAUGAUAUAAUUUUUGAAGAUUUAGGAAAUGAAGCUAUUCCAGGAUUAUUGCAAGUAGUUCCAGUCCAUGUGAGAGAGAAGAAAGCAGAUAUAUAUCUUAGAGGAUAUGAUGCUGUGGCAUGUCCAAGAAAUGAAGAAAUAAUAAACAAUAAUGUCAAUUCUAAAUUAUAUCAUGAAAUCAAUCUUAAAUCUUAACCCUUAAUAUUAGAUUUAGCAGAAUAACUUUAAAUUGAUGCAUCUCUAUUAGUAUAUAUAAAUAAUCAUUUAGAAUAUAACAAAUUUAUAUGAAUAUCAGGACACAUUCGAUUCUUGUGAAUUUAAUGGGUAUUAAAUGCCAAAACUAAAAGAAAGUACUAAAUAAUAAAUGAAAUUACUACAGUACUUAUAUUUUGCACUUGAACAUAAUAUAGAUUUUGAGUAAUUGAUUGAUUUAUAUAUUAUUUUAGUUAAGCUCGUCUUUUGGCAACACCCUUUUUUACAAAAGUAUUAGAGAAUAUGGAUAAUGUUAUAAACAAUAAUACAAAACACAAGUUUAGAAUCUUUUCUGCUCAUGAUACUACUGUUGAAUUGAUUUUAAAUGCACUUAAUUUAACAACAGUUGAAUGUCUAAAAUAAGUUUAUUUUAAAUAGGAAGUAUAGAAUAAAAAUUGUAUCUAUACAUUUCCAGGUUAUGCUAGCAAUAUUAUAUUUGAAUUAUAUAGAAAGUAGGGAUUAGAAGAUUAGUAUUAUAUUUAAGUAUUGUAUAAUGGUACUUUAAUGCCAAUUUGUAAUAAUAAAUACAAAUGUGAUUAUUAAGAAUUCAAUGCCAUAAUUCAAUUUUAAAAUGUAUAAAAUUAUGAAGAAGAAUGCUGGAUAGUAAUAUUUUUAUAUGAAUUCUUUAGACACCCAAAAGUGAAUAAUAAAUAGCCACUUGGUUGGUUGUGACAAUUAGUGUAGCUUUAACUUUGCUAUUUGUAUUUUCUAUAUGCAUUAUAUAUUUAUCAAUAAGAUAGAAAAGAUUGGAUUAAUAUGUAAAAGGAGUUUAAUAAUUUGAAGCUUGA
This is a messenger RNA of Paramecium primaurelia, 1424 nucleotides long. The record is from the annotation of a GenBank genome assembly. NCBI's taxonomy places the organism in Eukaryota, Ciliophora, Oligohymenophorea, Peniculida, Parameciidae.